AUGAUGCUACCCGCCAUUGCUAUUGGUAUUCUUAUCCUACGGCGCAGGAGGCCCGAUUUGAAGCGUCCAUUUAAAGCCUGGCUGCCUGCUAUGUACGUCAGAAUACUUGUGCGUCUUGUCCUACUGGCUGCACCGUUCUUUCCACCGGCAGACGGCAAGGGGGAUGUCAGCUUUUUCUACGCGACAUAUGCCAUUGUUGGUGUUGGAAUCUUGCUCUUUGCUGUAUUAUUCUGGUAUGUAUCGACCGUCUACCGUCCGCGCAGACGUGGAUACAGGUUGGAGGAAAAGGCCGAGGUCCUCGAGGAUGGAACGACAAUUACAAAGCUUGUGCGCAUAAGUAUUUAA
Monascus purpureus is the source of this 345-nucleotide messenger RNA. The record is from the annotation of a GenBank genome assembly. Lineage: Eukaryota; Fungi; Ascomycota; Eurotiomycetes; Eurotiales; Aspergillaceae.